AUGAGGUUAAUCAAUAAAGUGACCGGUUCACACAGUGGGGAAAGAGCCAUUUUGACUCUUCAACCUCAGGAUAAAGAAGAUUUAUUCACACUGUACAACAUUAUCAAUACUGAUGAUGAGAUCAUCUUUAAGAAGAAAGUCACAUCCAAGACAGAGGAAGGGGGUAAGAAGAAAGCGACACAGCUUGAAAAAUUGAGAAUCAAAGUCGUCUCUUCAGAGUUUGAGCCUCAACAUGAAUUUCUAAGGUAUAAAGGUGUCACUACGGAAGAUGAUUAUUCGAAUGCUAACCAGGAUUUGCCAGUGGGUAAAUUCUUCAGUUUCACCAUCGAUUUCUCUUACCCAUUCACAUUGAUCAAAGAUGAUUACAAUUCAUACGUGGAUAAUCUCGUAAAACAAGCUUGUAAUAUUGAGGGUCGUUCUGAUAUGGCAGCUGUUGUCUUACAAGAAGGUAUUUCCCACAUUUGCUUGAUCAAUUCAUUCUCUACGGUAUUAAAGCAUAAGAUCGAAUAUAGCAUUCCAAAGAAGAAGAGAGGUACAGAUAUAAUGAAGUUUGAUGACAAGGUAGAGAAAUUUUACAGAGCCACUUAUGCGUCCAUGGUUAGACAUUUCGAUUUUGACACACUGAAAUGCAUCAUAAUUUGUUCACCAGGGUUUUACGCAAAGACUUUAUAUGACAAGGUAAUGCAAUAUGCACAAGAAGAUCAGAAUAAAAAAAUCCUUGCAAAUACUGGCAAGUUUUUGGUCGCACAUUGCUCUACAGGAUACUUACAAGGUAUAGAUGAGGUAUUAAAGGAUCCGGCUUAUAAACAUAAGCUUGAAGAUGCAAAAAAUUCAAAGGAAGCCUUGGUAAUGGACGAUUUUUUGGAUCAUUUAAACAAAGAUGAUUUCAAAGCUUGGUAUGGUGAACAUGAGAUCACAAAAGCGGCUGAGCUUGCUGCUAUUGAUACUUUGUUAAUUUCAGAUUCAUGGAUGCGGUCAGAUGAUGUUAAUGUUAGGAAAAAAUCAUUAAAUCUUAUCAAUGAAGUGGAACAAACCGGUGGUAAAGCUUAUAUCUUCAGUUCACUACACAAUAUUGGCGAAGAGUUAGAUCGUCUAACCGGGCUCGCUUGUAUUUUGAAAUAUCCGGUUCCAGAUUUGGACGAAGAUAUUGAUGAGGAAGAAGAAUGA
Messenger RNA from Kluyveromyces lactis, 1167 nucleotides. RefSeq lists its product as uncharacterized. Gene Ontology annotation, biological process: nuclear-transcribed mRNA catabolic process, no-go decay; nuclear-transcribed mRNA catabolic process, non-stop decay; RNA surveillance. Gene Ontology annotation, cellular component: cytoplasm. Lineage: Eukaryota; Fungi; Ascomycota; Saccharomycetes; Saccharomycetales; Saccharomycetaceae. The transcript has a single exon. The record is from RefSeq and is a predicted model, not a curated record. The coding region runs from base 1 to 1167 and encodes 388 amino acids.